Molecule: messenger RNA, 1218 nt
Organism: Annulohypoxylon maeteangense
Lineage: Eukaryota; Fungi; Ascomycota; Sordariomycetes; Xylariales; Hypoxylaceae
Product: ribosomal protein L11
Exons: 6
Coding region: 213-710 (165 amino acids)
Biological process (GO): translation
Cellular component (GO): cytosolic large ribosomal subunit; ribosome
Molecular function (GO): structural constituent of ribosome; large ribosomal subunit rRNA binding
Source: RefSeq, a predicted model, not a curated record
GAAACGUGGCCAAUUAGCUAUUAGGGCAGUACGAAGAUACAAAACCCCACCGCCUAGGGUUUUUCGCCCACAACUGAAUUUGUUCGAGAGCAGUUUCUUCAAUUUGCAUCCUCCUAAUUGCCAGCGUUCUUCACAAGGCUCAGAACAUCUUGCGCGACUGUCUCUUCACAAUUACAGCAAGCAAACCCUUGAGACUAUAAACCUGAGCCAAAAUGCCUCCCAAGUUUGAUCCCAACGAGGUUAAGGUGAUUCACCUCAGAGCCACGGGAGGAGAGGUCGGUGCCUCGUCCGCACUCGCGCCCAAGAUUGGACCCCUAGGCCUGUCACCGAAGAAGGUUGGAGAAGAUAUCGCGAAGGCUACUGGUGAUUGGAAAGGCCUGCGUGUUACCGUGAAGCUUACCAUCCAAAAUCGUCAGGCUGCUGUCUCGGUUGUUCCCACAGCCUCUUCCCUCAUCAUCAAGGCGUUGAAGGAGCCGCCGCGUGACCGCAAAAAGGAGAAGAACAUCAAGCACUCGAAGAGUGUCCCCCUUGAUGAUAUCAUCGAGAUCGCCCGAACAAUGCGAUUCAAGUCAUUCUCUAAGGAUCUGAAGGGAACUGUCAAGGAGAUCUUAGGAACGGCAUUUAGCGUGGGAUGCCAAGUUGACGGAAGAAGCCCCAAGGAUAUCGGUGACGAUAUCGAGAGUGGCGAGAUUGAUAUCCCGGAAGAGUAAGGAAGGGGAAAAAAAAAAGGAAAUGGAUGGGCUGAGAAUGGACUUCUUUUUUUAUUCUGCUGCAUCUUACAACAGGAGUUCGGGAAUGGCUUGCGAUAGUUCUCGCCGACACGCUCUGAAUUGAGAGGAAUCAACCAGCUUUCAGUACUUUGAGACUUGCACACCACCCCCAUCCCCGUCCCGUUACAUCCUUGCCUACACUCCGAGAUAAACCUAGCUCACCGUGGUCUAUUUCUAUUUUGUGUCAAGGGAGAUUGAAGUUCGACCAGCUACUCACCGCGGCCUUCUUGCUACUACAGCGUGGAGGCCGAGGUCCAUCUUUCUAGGUCAACAUACCAGCGACUGAUUCUAUUGAAAGGUUAGUUCUCUAGGAUGUAGUUUUUGAUGUGUGUUGUAAGAAUGAGAAUAUCUAUUGAUUACGUGAGUGCAUAUGCACAUCAAAUACUGCCCGCCCCUAAGGGCGCUGGAAUUGAUAAUGCUUACCAGUAAAUACUUAAGAAUAAUGCUG